GGGAAAAGGCUCUUCCGUUCUUUUCCGGGUCGAGGAAGUUAGCACACCCGAGACUGAGAGCUAGCGGGCCCGACUUCUCCAUCUACAACAAAAGAAAAACGCCCACAAAGAAAAGCAAAGUCGGACAUUUAAAACACAACAUUCCCGCGUAUCGCCCUGUAACUACAUGACACAGCGAUGCCGGGGCUCAGCUGUCGAUUCUACCAGCACCGGUUCCCAGAAGUGGAGGACGUGGUGAUGGUAAACGUGCGGUCCAUCGCCGAGAUGGGCGCCUACGUCAGCCUGCUGGAGUACAACAACAUCGAGGGCAUGAUCCUCCUGAGCGAGCUGUCGCGUCGGCGUAUCCGUUCCAUCAACAAGCUCAUCCGCAUUGGACGCAACGAGUGCGUGGUCGUCAUCCGAGUAGACAAAGAGAAGGGAUACAUUGACUUAUCAAAACGAAGAGUUUCACCAGAAGAGGCCAUCAAGUGUGAAGAUAAAUUCACCAAAUCUAAAACUGUGUACAGCAUCCUGCGACACGUGGCGGAGGUGCUGGAGUACACUAAGGACGAGCAGCUAGAGAGCCUGUACCAGCGCACCGCCUGGGUGUUCGACGAGAAGUACAAGCGGCCGGGAUACGGAGCUUAUGAUGUCUUCAAGCAGGCCGUGUCAGAUCCCGCCAUCCUGGACUGUCUGGACCUAACGGAAGAGGAGAGAGCGGUGCUGAUCGACAACAUCAACAGGCGACUCACUCCACAGGCCGUCAAAAUCAGAGCAGACAUUGAGGUGGCGUGUUACGGGUAUGAGGGCAUCGAUGCAGUGAAGGAGGCUCUGAGGGCCGGACUGGGCUGCUCCACAGAGGCCAUGCCCAUCAAGAUCAACCUGAUCGCUCCCCCUCGCUACGUGAUGACGACGACGACUUUGGAGCGCACAGAGGGUUUGUCUGUCCUCAACCAAGCCAUGGCCGCCAUCAAGGAGAAGAUCGAAGAGAAGCGAGGCGUCUUUAACAUUCAGAUGGAGCCUAAGGUGGUGACGGACACGGAUGAGACAGAGCUCGCCCGGCAGCUGGAGCGGUUAGAACGGGAGAACGCCGAGGUGGACGGAGACGACGACGCCGAGGAGAUGGAGGCCAAAGCAGAGGACUAGAGUCGGUCCUCGUCCGAAGGCGGCUGGUGUGGGGGAGGGAGAGGAGAAAAGGAAAACGUGGACAAGACCUGGCCACAGUCACUCAGUUCGACAGAUGUUAACUUUCACAUUGCAAAACGUUACCUGGUGAUAAAAGUUCAUUGGCAAACAUCCAGGUUUGUUCAUCAGCAGGUUUGUCUCAGUGGAUGGUCACUCCAAAAAAAAAAACGUCUUUCUCGUUAAAUUACAAAUUACUCAUAAUUGAUGUAGUUUCUAUUUUUCAACUACACCGAUUUGAAUAAAUGAUAACUUCCCCCCCCCCCCCCCCCCAAAAAAAAGGCUGUACACAAAGCAGUGGCAUUCACCUGCGUCUUGCUGUUAAGAGCCCGGCGUGUCUCCGUGUCCACGGCGCUUCAUCUCUGUCUGGUCACCGGAUGUGGUUUAUCGAUCGAAGGGGGGGGGGCAGUCUGCGCAUUAUGUAACUGUUUCUCUCCCAGUUGAAGGGUUUUUACUGGCAAGACCUGCUCUUGUUCCGCUCACAUGGCAUCAAUCAAUAAAGCUCUGGAAGUUUUGAUCUCAA
Molecule: messenger RNA, 1684 nt
Organism: Scophthalmus maximus (turbot)
Lineage: Eukaryota; Metazoa; Chordata; Actinopteri; Pleuronectiformes; Scophthalmidae
Gene: eif2s1b
Product: eukaryotic translation initiation factor 2, subunit 1 alpha b
Exons: 8
Coding region: 178-1125 (315 amino acids)
Cellular component (GO): eukaryotic translation initiation factor 2 complex; eukaryotic 48S preinitiation complex; eukaryotic translation initiation factor 2B complex
Molecular function (GO): RNA binding; ribosome binding; translation initiation factor activity
Source: RefSeq, a predicted model, not a curated record